Umbelopsis ramanniana AG is the source of this 1769-nucleotide messenger RNA. RefSeq lists its product as uncharacterized. Gene Ontology annotation, biological process: transmembrane transport. Lineage: Eukaryota; Fungi; Mucoromycota; Umbelopsidomycetes; Umbelopsidales; Umbelopsidaceae. Gene Ontology annotation, molecular function: transmembrane transporter activity. The transcript is spliced from 8 exons. Gene Ontology annotation, cellular component: membrane. The coding region runs from base 128 to 1666 and encodes 512 amino acids. The record is from RefSeq and is a predicted model, not a curated record.
CCAACUCUGAGAGUAUUUUAUCCAAUGCGCUAUUUGCUUCUUCUCAUUCCUACUGCUCAUUGCAAUUCGCUUCUCUAAUUCACCGUUUGCCUUGUAAUCGCAGGCUCAGUGUUCUCUUUAGCCCUGCAUGACAAGCAAAGUCAUUCUGUCUUCCAACUAUGGAUCUAUUCACCACGAGACCACCAGCCAACCUCUACCUCGGACUGUGUUUAGUACCUUUGCAACGUUUGGAUUAGCCUUUACCAACAUUGGUAUCUUGUCCAACCUGUCUGCUAGUUUUCAGACUGGCAUUCUUAGUGGCGGACCGGUGACCAUGAUCAGUAGCUGGAACGUUGUGGCGUUCUUUAUGUUGUGCAUUGCUUUAUCACUAGCUGAAAUAUGCUCGGCGUAUCCAUUCAAUGGUAUAUACUACUGGGCAUAUGAGCUGGUCAAGCAAGGUGGUGGAACCAAAAGCGGCAAGGCUGCUCCGUUUGUCGCCUUCGUUACAGGCUGGAUUUACUGUCUUGCUAUGAUCAUUGCUGCUGGAUCGGCAGAUCUUUCCGUAGCUCUUGCCAUUGCUUCUAUGAUAAGAAUGAUGUCGGAUGGCGCUGUCGAUCUAUCUAUGACAACCACCCUCAUACUGGCUAUUGCAAUUUUGCUUAGCCACGCUUUGCUCAAUGUAUGGAACAUGCAAUUGAUUUCCUUACUCAAUGAAGUCAGCGUGUGGUGGUCCUGCGGUGGUCUCGUCGUUAUCUGUGCUAUUUUAGCCGCUUUCACUCCACAGCACAAUGACGUCUGGUGGGUUUUGACUGAUUAUGAAAACUAUACUGGCUUUUCCAGUGUAUCUUAUGUGGUCAUGUUGAGCAUGGUGUGCGCUGCCUACACGCUCUUUGGUUGUGAAUCUGUUGCACAGGUGGCGGAGGAGACGGAGGAAGCGGACAGCGCCGCCCCCUUCGCUAUGGUAGCGUCCAUUGCGGUGUCCUGGUUCGUCGGGCUUAUCUUUUUGUUCAUACUUCUUCUCUAUACCCAAGAUAUUCAGAGCAUCGAACAAACCCAGUUUGAAAUGCCAAUCGCACAACUAUUCUUGGAUGCUGUAGGGUCUCGUUGGACAAUGGUUUUAUUGGUUGUUCUGGUGGUAUCACAGUACUUUACCGGUUGCACGACAAUCACCCUAGUGUCCAGAUUGAUCUUCUCACUAGCAAGAGAUCAUGCCGUUCCUAUGUCGGAUAGACUCUCACAUGUCAACGACAAAGCAAUUCCUGAUAAUGCAGUGUAUGCAGCCACGGGAUUUGCCAUCUUCUUCAUAUCGCCCUAUCCGUUUAGUGAUUUUGUUUUCAAUGCUGUGUUGAGUGCCACCACCGUGACAGCUAAUUUAACCUAUGCCAUCGUCUUACUGUGCAGGCUCAUAGUCCCCAUCAAGGUGAGAGGACGGUUCAGCUUAGGAGCUUUUUCAACUGUAAUCACCGCUCUAGGAUUCAUCUGGACGAUUUUCGCUGUGGUUGCCUUUAUUCUUCCUACUCGAUGGCCAAUCACGGUCGAUAAUUUCAAUUACGCUAGCUUGGGAGUGACAGGCGUCAUCUUGUUCACCCUACUGAAUUGGUGGUUUUGGGCUAAAGAUCAAUAUCAUGGUCCAACAGCUCAUGUCAACCUCAAUCAUGUGUACAUACCAGCUACUUCGGUAGCAUAGUUUUCAUUACUAUCUCUUACAAGAGACCAAAACAUUCGUUUUGGCUGGUUUUUACUUUGUAUGUAAUAAAUUUUAAGUGAGAGAGGCGUGGUUUAUAGUUUAA